AUGAUUUCGAUUCGUUUUGAUGUUUGGCCAAAUGACGAUUACAAUAAUGAUAACGAAAAUCGUUCUCCUAAUUCAUUUCAAUCAAAUAAUGAUUCUUUAGAAAUGGAUACUUUAAAACGUCGUAACAUUCCUACUACGAUUAAUCAACAAUUUCCUAAAGCUGGUUACGAACAAGUUCCUCUUGACCCAAUUGACUUUGAUGAAAAUGGAAAAUUGCAUAAACCGUUACGUUUACCAAAAAAUAAGGUUUUAGCCAUUUGGCAACAACAUAAUGAUAUCAUUAUUCCGGCAUUCUUUACUCUUUUAUCUUUUUGGACAAGAUAUUACUUGAUCUCUUAUUCAAAAUUCGUUGUUUGGGAUGAGUUUGGUUCACAUUACCUAAAGAGAGAGUUUUAUUUUGAUGUGCAUCCACCACUUGGAAAGAUGAUAGUUGGUCUUGCUGGAUAUCUCGCAGGAUAUAAUGGAUCAUUCGAAUUUGGCUCCGGUGAAGCUUAUCCCGAAGAUGUAAAUUACGUUUUUAUGCGAAUAUUUUUGGCAUCUUUUGGUGCCUGGCUGGUUCCCUUAGCAUAUUUUACUGCACUUGAGCUAGAUUUCUCCCAACAUGCUAUUAUAUUGACGACAUUAAUGGUUUUACUUG
This is a messenger RNA of Racocetra persica, 637 nucleotides long. The record is from the annotation of a GenBank genome assembly. NCBI's taxonomy places the organism in Eukaryota, Fungi, Glomeromycota, Glomeromycetes, Diversisporales, Gigasporaceae.